AUGUCAUCUUUUACUCGAGUGGUGGCUAACCAAGUGCUUCUGCUCUUCAUAGUCAUCGUUUGUGGAUACUUUCUAUACUACAUUUUACUCUCACCUUUAAGCCCAAUUCCGGGACCAGUUGUAGCCAAGCUGACCAGACUAUGGCUCGCGUUCGAGGGUUACCGGGGCACAUUUCACACCACACUUCUGUCGCUUCACGAUGAGUAUGGCGAUGUUGUGCGAGUUGGGCCAAAUGAGCUUUCAAUCGUGGAACCUGGAACGGUGAAAAUGAUCUAUGGCAUUGGCUCUAAAUUCUCGAAAAGCGACUGGUAUGAGCCCAGUCGUGGAGCACGAAGAUUUGAUCUCUUCGCACAACAAUCAGAGCGAAUCCAUCGCACUCAGCGAAGGGUGGUAAACAAUAUAUAUACCACAGCUUCAUUAAGAGACUCGGAGUCAGCUAUGGAUGUUACCAUUUCACGUUUCAUGGAUGUCCUGGAAAAUCGGUGCAGAGGGCCAAUCGAUCUCGGCAAGUGGCUACAGCUUUUCGCAUUCGAUGUUAUCGGUCAAAUCACGUUUUCUCGAUCAUUCGGCUUGUUGGAACUUGGGCAUGAGACUCCGGUGCUUAAAGCUAUCUUCAAUGCCCAGAAGUCGGCCUCGUGGGUAAAUCAAAUUCCCUGGGCUUACCGGAUCCACGAGGCAGUCAUCAGACCGCUUUUCGGCGAACGCCUCGCGGCUACGGCACGAAAUGGCAGUAUCAGAAGUUUCGUUCUAGACCUCAUUCAGGCAAGAAAUUCACAAGAAAAUGUGCACGAAGAUCUGAUGGGAAAGCUGGAGAAAGUUCAUAAACGUCAUCCUGCAGAGUUCGAAAAAGAUGAUAUUGUAUCUAUGGCUGCCACAAAUGUUUUUGCUGGUUCUGACACCACCGCCAUCUCCAUGAGGGCAAUUUUUGACUAUGUUCUGCGGGAUGUGCGGUGCAAAAAGACACUGGUUGAGGAAGUUGACAAGGUCUUCUCGGAGAAUCAGAUUACCAGCACCGCAAAAUACCCCGUCAUGUCUUUCGCUCAGGCUAGUCGUAUGCCCUACCUUCAAGCCGUUAUGUAUGAGGCAAUGAGACUACAUCCGGUUGUUGGGCAGACUCUACCACGAGUAGUACCCCCAGAAGGCUUACUAUGCGGCGAUUUUGUGGUACCAAAAGACACUAUCGUUGGAACUUCUCCAUACGUACUCGGACGAUCGAAAAAGAUAUUUGGCCCUGAUGCGGAAAAGUUCAGGCCGGAAAGGUGGUUUGAUGCGCAUGAAGGGACUAUGCACCGCUUCUGGUAUGCCUUUGGAGCCGGAUCACGAACUUGUAUUGGCAAAAGUGAGCCUUUUUCUGAAGCAUUGAAUGCGUCCUCGCUAACCCUCAUCUCGCAGACCUAA
Molecule: messenger RNA, 1398 nt
Organism: Exophiala bonariae
Lineage: Eukaryota; Fungi; Ascomycota; Eurotiomycetes; Chaetothyriales; Herpotrichiellaceae
Exons: 5
Coding region: 1-1398 (465 amino acids)
Molecular function (GO): heme binding; iron ion binding; monooxygenase activity
Source: RefSeq, a predicted model, not a curated record